Nomascus leucogenys (northern white-cheeked gibbon) is the source of this 390-nucleotide messenger RNA. Its product is annotated as tRNA-splicing endonuclease subunit Sen15. The record is from RefSeq and is a predicted model, not a curated record. Lineage: Eukaryota; Metazoa; Chordata; Mammalia; Primates; Hylobatidae. Gene Ontology annotation, molecular function: nucleic acid binding. Gene Ontology annotation, biological process: tRNA splicing, via endonucleolytic cleavage and ligation.
AUGGAGGAGCGGGGCGAUUCCGAGCCAACUUCCGGCUGCAGCGGCCUGGGUCCGGGCGGUGUUCGCGGCUUUGGUGACGGCGGCGAAGCUCCCUCGUGGGUCCCCGAAGAUGCCUGGAUGGGCACUCACCCUAAGUAUUUAGAAAUGAUGGAAUUAGAUAUAGGAGAUGCCACCCAAAUUUACGUAGCAUUCUUGGUUUACCUGGACCUCAUGGAAAGCAAAAGCUGGCUUGAAGUAAACUGUGUAGGAUUACCAGAACUCCAGCUCAUCUGCCUUGUUGGUAUUGAGAUAGAAGGGGAGGGGUUACAGAUUGUGGUGCCUACCCCCAUCACUGCUUCUCUCAGCCAUAACAGGAUUAUUCUCUUAGAAGAUGACAUCUAUGUUUCCUGA